Suillus paluster is the source of this 786-nucleotide messenger RNA. RefSeq lists its product as uncharacterized. NCBI's taxonomy places the organism in Eukaryota, Fungi, Basidiomycota, Agaricomycetes, Boletales, Suillaceae. The record is from RefSeq and is a predicted model, not a curated record. The transcript has 6 exons. Bases 1 to 786 code for a protein of 261 amino acids.
AUGGCCAUUGUCAGUCCUGGCCCUGGGUACAUUGAUCUCGGGAUGAUCAAUAGCGCCUCUUACUUCACGACCAAUGCCACAUCCGACUUAGUCAGUAAUCUACUCAAUGUUUCGGUCUUCAAUGUUUCGGUCUUCGUCAGUAAUCUACUCAAUGUUUUGAAUAUAUCUUCGAGAUUCUCAUCCAUCAUCCUAAUUGCAUGGCAACGGUAUGUUCAAGGUACAAUAUUCACCCUUCCCACUGUGAGAAUGUUGUGCGCACUUGGAUCCGAUGGGCAACUGAAAGAUGCUAGUGCCAUUGAUUGGUACAAUGAUCCCGACGAUGACUCACCUAUGCUCGCUCCACCUCCACCUCCUGCAUCUAAUGGCAAGCUAACUGCCUUUGUCUCUCAUCACUCAGGUCGGGCUGUUAAGCCAACGGAGAAAAUCCAUGAGGCCAUCAACACAGCUCCAGCCGCUCCUCAAGGCCAGCCUGCACCCAAGCGAGUGCAAGCUGGCCGUCUGCUCUCGGUGGAUGAGUGGACGAAGUUGCAAUUAAUGCGUGACGUGCUUCAGGAGCCUGCAAAUGCCCAACAAUCUUUUUCUGCAACUCGUGAGCCUACCAUAUGGCAUACUAUUCCGGUCCUCGAAUUUCUUCAAGAGACUUGGCAAAACAUGGCCAAUUGUUCAAAGUUUGAUGACUUCUCAAUUGCCAUCAACUCAGGCCUCGAUAAUCUUCGCAAAUGGUACCACAAGAUCGACGAAAGCGACGUCUACUUUAUUUGCCUCGGUUGCGUACGCGAAGAGUAA